AUGAAGGUCUCCUCUUUUAUGGAGCACAUUGACCGCCUUAAGGAGGAGUUUACCUUCAUGCACAAUCAGUUGCAACAACAAAGAAAUGAGCUGGAAAAACUGAAUGCCGAAAAAGAGAACAUGCAACGUCACUACAUGUUGUACUAUGAAUUUCAGUGCGGAAUGAACAUGGAAAUUCAAAAGCAGAGUGAACUUUGUAAACGAUAUACAGCUAUUAUCACACAGCUUCUCCCAUUCCUGCCACCCGAGCACGCUCAGCAAGCAGUAACCGCGAUGGAACGAGCAAAACAGAUAUCGGCGCAAGAAGUCGGUCAAUUAAUGCAAUCAAACGCUCAUUCACAACAAAUGGCUGCAAUGAUGCCUACAAUAGCUGGUUUGCCGGGUGCACUUGGCAUGCCUCCUGUUGGUUUUCAACAAGCCCUAGCUGCCGCAGCGAUGGGAGCUGCUCAUCGAGUGCCUGAAGCCAGCUCCUCCACAGCCCCUCCGGAUAGGCAUGAUCAGCCCAGUAGACAGUCAAGCUCGCGUCCUCGCUCAAUUUCUCCUAAUGGUUCAACAUCAAAACGGAUGAAAGUUGAAGAAGAGCCAGACGGAGACGGCGAAUUGGAAAUUGAUGUGCAAAAUGAUGAUGCCGGCGGCGCUGGACACUCAAACGGUACUAGUAGUGCCCCGCCUUCCUCUCUCAAAGUUCCAAAAGCAGAUGGAAGGGAUUCUACGAAUAGCGUAGCUUCAAGUGGUGCCAGCACUCCCGGUCCUAAGGCACGGAAUCCACUGGAACAAAUGGGUCUUCCUGGCGGGGUCUUUGGUAAUCUAGGCAUGAAUAUGAAUCCACUCGCAGCAGCGUUUAGUCGCGGUGGACUACCUCCGAUAUUUGAUCAACAUGCUCAGGCUCGAAUGGCAGCCGGCAUGGGUAUAGGAGGCCCUGCAGGAGGACUUUUGAACGGAAAACCUGCAUAUUCGUUCCGCACUGUUGAUGGUGGUGUAUUGCAACCAACAGUGUUUCCUAGUGAUGCUUUCAAUGCCCCUGGAAUACCAAAAAGUGUCAACCGGAAGUUCGAACUUCCUCACGGAGAGGUCGUUUGUGCUGUGACUAUUGCAAAAGAUAACCGAAGUGUAUACACGGGAGGUAAAGGAUGUGUGAAGAUAUGGGAUAUAACUCGCCCGUUGGAGAAUUUGCGAACUCCUGUUUCUACGUUAGAAUGUCUCCAAGGAAACUAUAUUCGGUCAUGCAAACUGUCGCCCGAUAGCUCGAGUCUCAUUGUUGGAGGAGAGGCAAAUAUAAUCACGAUAUGGGAUUUACAGACGGGCACAAUUCGCACAGAACUUGACAGCGAAUCGCAAGCAUGCUACGCUUUAGCUCUUUCCCAUGAUCACAAGUUGUUGUUUGCGUGCUGCGCCGAUGGAAACAUCGUGGUUUGGGAUAUUGAAUCAAGAACUAAGGUCACAUCUCUACCAGGGCAUCAAGAAGGUGCUUCUUGUAUCGAUCUCUCCUCAGAUGGAACUCGUCUUUGGACUGGAGGUUUAGAUAAUACUGUCAGAACAUGGGACCUCCGAGAACGACGGCAAUUAAGUCAAUUCGACUUUCCAAGCCAGAUCUUCAGUCUUGGGUGUUGUCCAACAGAGGACUGGGUAGCAGUUGGUAUGGAAAACAAUAACGUAGAGGUGUUGAAUACCACGCGGACGGAAAAAUACCAACUACAUCAGCAUGAAUCGUGUGUAUUAUCGCUGAAGUUUGCCCAUUCUGGCCGGUGGUUCGUCUCAACGGGAAAAGACAAUGUGUUGAAUGCGUGGAGGACCCCAUAUGGCGCGUCAUUGCUUCAGGCGAAGGAAUCGUCGUCGGUGCUGUCCUGUGACAUCGCUAGUGAUGACUCCUUGAUCGUGACAGGGUCAGGUGAAAAGAAAGCGACUGUUUAUGAGGUGACCACGUACAGUUGA
Molecule: messenger RNA, 1932 nt
Organism: Necator americanus (New World hookworm)
Lineage: Eukaryota; Metazoa; Nematoda; Chromadorea; Rhabditida; Ancylostomatidae
Exons: 15
Coding region: 1-1932 (643 amino acids)
Biological process (GO): negative regulation of canonical Wnt signaling pathway; regulation of DNA-templated transcription
Cellular component (GO): nucleus; transcription regulator complex
Molecular function (GO): transcription corepressor activity; protein binding
Source: RefSeq, a predicted model, not a curated record